Molecule: messenger RNA, 2080 nt
Organism: Panthera uncia (snow leopard)
Lineage: Eukaryota; Metazoa; Chordata; Mammalia; Carnivora; Felidae
Gene: CRYZ
Product: crystallin zeta
Exons: 10
Coding region: 111-1226 (371 amino acids)
Cellular component (GO): cytosol
Molecular function (GO): NADPH binding; zinc ion binding; mRNA 3'-UTR binding
Source: RefSeq, a predicted model, not a curated record
GGACCAGGAGGAGUCAUCAAAUGUAGAAGACGCCCAGGUCCGUCCCCUUUUUUGUGGAAUCUGAGUGAGCCCUCGCAGAAUUUGCUUCCCCUCUCUAGAACCGGGUCACCAUGGCAACUGGACUGAAAUUGAUGAGAGCAAUUAGAGUUUUUGAAUUUGGUGGACCAGAAGUGCUGAAACUCCAGUCGGAUGUGGCAGUACCAACUCCAAAAGACCACCAGGUUCUAAUCAAGGUCCAUGCAUGUGGUGUAAACCCAGUGGAAACAUAUAUUCGUUCUGGUACUCACAAGAUAAAACCACUCUUACCCUAUACACCUGGUUCAGAUGUAGCUGGGGUAAUAGAAGCUGUUGGAGAUAAUGCAUCUACUUUCAAGAAAGGUGACAGAGUUUUCACUACCAGCACCAUCUCUGGGGGCUAUGCCGAGUAUGCUCUUGCAGCAGAUCACACUGUUUACCCACUGCCAGAAAAACUGGACUUUAAACAAGGAGCUGCCAUCGGUAUCCCAUAUUUUACUGCUUAUCGAGCUCUGCUCCACAGUGCCCGUGUGAAAGCUGGAGAAAGUGUUCUGGUUCACGGGGCUAGUGGAGGAGUUGGACUGGCAGUAUGCCAGAUUGCUAGAGCUUAUGGUUUAAAGGUUCUGGGCACAGCUGGUACCGGGGAAGGACAAAACAUCGUUUUGCAAAAUGGAGCCCAUGAAGUGUUUAACCACAGAGAACAUAAUUAUAUUGAUAAAAUUAAGAAAUCUGUUGGUGAAAAAGGAAUUGAUGUGAUCAUUGAAAUGUUAGCUAAUGUAAAUCUUAAUAAUGAUUUGAAUCUUCUGUCACGUGGAGGACGAGUAAUAGUUGUUGGCAGCAGAGGUCCUAUUGAAAUAAACCCACGGGACACCAUGACAAAGGAAUCUAGCAUAAUUGGGGUUGCUCUCUACUCAUCAACUAAGGUACAAAGGAGGUUCAAGUGGACAGAUGGAUCUUUUGCUCCCAGUAAUCCUGGUCAGUGUUUAUCUAAACUCUCUGAAGCAUAUGAAGCCUCAGAUUUAACACUUGGAUCAAGUAUGAAAAAUUUGGCUUUGUAUACUGUCAAAGCUCAGCUCUGGGUACCUGCCAUCUUGCUUCAAAGAAAAUCUCACUCUGGAUGGUUAAGAGGAAAAAAAUGGAAUUUUGAAGAAAAUAAAAGUAAAACCGAUGAAUUAAAACAUUCAUUUUCCUUUAUUAUUUUACUUGAAUGAAACAAGCAUCCAGACGUCAUAACCUUACUUAAUUUUAGCUUGAAAAACCUGUAACUGUCUAAUUUUUAAACUUCUAUUCUAAAUAUAGAAAGUAUAUAACACAGGUAAGUAUUAAUUUUUAGAUGUCAAUUCAACUUAGUAGGAAAAAAGCAAUUGAUGUGCUUCAGUAAUAACUUCCAUUUGUUUUUAACUUGUUUUAUUAAGGCUUGCAAUUCUAUUUAAUUGGCAUGUAAUUUAAUUGCCACAUAAGUUAUUUAAUUAUAUGCUAUAAAUGGAAAAUGUUGUUUAUAGGCGAUCAUAUCUCUUUUGUUAAAAUCUGGAAUACUGGAUCUUCCUCAGUCUUGUGUUUAUAUUAUUCUUUCCUGCUGAUUAUUUGCAUUGCAUGAUUGAGUUAUAUCACAUAUUAAAUUGAUUUUGCUAUUGUUUAUAAUGGGGUGUGUAUGUGUGUGUUUGUAUUUUUUAUAUUUCAGUAAUUCAGAGAGCCAAAAUUUAACCUUCUGUAUUAAUGAAAACAAAGGUCCAGAAGUUUCUUUAUGGAAAGUACAAUGUUGUGAUACUCCACACAGGCUGUCCAUCCAGCUCAGCGUGCUCUCCCCUCCACCCUGCCCAAUUCUGGCCCAUUACUUUGAAGGUUUACCUUAGGUGUUACUUCUGCUUGGAAGGCUGUUCUGAGCUCACUCAUAGGUUAGAUGGUUCUUCUCUGAGUUUCUUUAGCAGAAUAACUAUAAUACAGAGUUAGACCUAGACCUGGUCUAGUCUUGAGAUUUUCCCUGUUCUUUUCGAGUUUUUGUCGCUUUGUCUUUCUUUCCCACUCAGAGAGUCCCCUUUAAUAUUUCUCGCAGGGCUGGUUUAGU